Messenger RNA from Drosophila eugracilis, 819 nucleotides. RefSeq names its product vacuolar protein sorting-associated protein 29 (gene Vps29). The coding region runs from base 95 to 643 and encodes 182 amino acids. Gene Ontology annotation, cellular component: retromer complex; endosome. The transcript has a single exon. Lineage: Eukaryota; Metazoa; Arthropoda; Insecta; Diptera; Drosophilidae. Gene Ontology annotation, biological process: retrograde transport, endosome to Golgi; intracellular protein transport. The record is from RefSeq and is a predicted model, not a curated record.
UCGAUAGACGCGUUAUCGCUGAAACCUAUCGUCAUAUUUGCUGGGCGUUUCACAAUUUUUUUGGGAAACACAACAAACCACCACAAAGGACACGAUGCUCGUUCUGGUACUUGGUGACCUGCACAUUCCGCACCGGUGCAGCAGCCUACCGGCGAAGUUCAAGAAGUUGCUGGUACCGGGCCGUAUCCAUCAUAUCCUGGCCACCGGAAACAUCUGCACCAAGGAAUCCUAUGAUUACCUGAAGAGUCUUGCUAAUGACGUGCACAUAGUACGCGGCGACUUUGACGAAAACCUGACGUAUCCGGAGCAGAAGGUCGUCACCGUAGGCCAGUUCCGGAUCGGCCUGUGCCACGGCCACCAAGUGGUUCCCCGAGGAGAUCCAGAGGCUCUGGCUCUCAUCCAGCGGCAACUUGACGUCGAUAUCCUGAUCACGGGGCACACAUACAAAUUCGAGGCCUACGAGCACGGGAACAAGUUCUACAUUAAUCCGGGAUCGGCCACGGGAGCUUUCAAUCCGCUGGAUACCAAUGUGGUGCCCUCAUUCGUACUAAUGGACAUACAGAGUACCACAGUGGUCACAUAUGUUUACCAACUGAUUGGAGACGAAGUCAAGGUGGAGCGGAUCGAGUACAAGAAGAUCUAGGGUUAUAGUAUUAGCCACCAGCCAUUCCCAACCAAACCCUGACCCUCUCAUUCUGAGCUUGGCUUUAUUAAAGAAAUUGUAAAUGUACGUAGCAAUAAAUCAAGUUCUCAUUUUUUUAUCUGAUAAAAAAUGCUGACAUUUUAUUUAAAUAGAAAAUAAAAUUAUGAUUGAUUCAA